CCACCUAAGCUGCAUAUGCAACCCUACAACACUCGCUCUCCUUAUUCUGAGAAGUAAAGAUCACGAUUGCCCUUUCUUUUCCUCGACGGCUUGUAGUGUUUGUUUCUAUGAAAUGAAAGCUCCUUCACAUUCAACAAUGCAGACACUGCCACACACUACUAGCUACGCGGCUUUGAACACACUUUUCGUUUCUGUUCUACUUCAAUUCAUUCUUGUACAUGGCGGUUCCUGCAGAUCCAACUCCUCUUUUUUCGAUUUUGAGAAAAGGCAGCUCCGUGAAGAUGCAAUCGCACGUUUCCCGGAAGACAUCCAACAACAUCUCCGCUUCGAUGACACGGCAGUUGGCUCAGAUCCCUUCCUUUCCAGUGGAACCUGCAAGACCUUUCCAGGAGAUGAAUCUUGGCCUUCUCCAGCGGUAUGGGAAAAGUUCAAUGCAACUGUUAACGGAGCUUUGAUUGCUAGCGUGCCUGCAGCCGCGCCCUGUUACAAAAAUUGGGGCGUGUAUGAUGAAGCACGUUGUACAGCAAUCACGGCCAACUUCUCGAAUCCUUACUUCCACGAAGCAGAUCCAACAUCCAACAUGUGGCCCAUCUACCAAGGACGCACUUGUCUCCCGCGCAACACUCCAAACGGGGCGUGCACCCUCGGAGGCUUUCCGACAUAUGUCGUGAAUAUAUCGACUGUCGAGCAAAUCCAACUCUCAUUGAAUUUCGCGAGGAACAAUAACAUCCGGCUCAUCGUCAAGAAUACGGGCCAUUGCUACCUGGGCAAGUCUCUCGGCGCAGGUGCGCUUAGCAUAUGGACCCAUCACUUGAAGGAUACGCAAUUCAUUGAGAAUUACCAGAGCGAUUCGGGCUAUGACGGGGUUGCCAUUAAAGUCGCCGCUGGUGUUACAGUGCGAGAGAUAUACAAGCUCGCGGAAGAGAACAACGCCACGGUCACAGGCGGUAUAUGCGAGAGCGUCGGCUUCGCCGGUGGCUACGUCACUGGAGGAGGCCACACGCCCAUGAGCGGUUACUACGGGAUGGCGGCCGAUAAUGUCGAAGCACUUCAAGUGGUGACGGCUGACGGGAGAUUUGUCACGGCGUCCAAUACGUCCCACCCGGACCUCUUCUGGGCGCUUCGCGGUGGUGGAGCAAGUACUUUUGGCGUCGUUACAUCCGUGAUAGUUCGUGCGCAUCCCAAGAUGCCCAUUGUCACUUCAACGUUCAACUACACGACUGGUGGCAACAUCACCAGAGAAGUCUUCUGGAACGGGACCCGCAAGUUCUUCGAGAUGUUCCCCACGCUCACAGACGCGCAUACAUACUCGUACUUCUGGAUCUCGCCACUGCCCGAUGACCAGGUCAGGUUCGAAAUGACCCCUUUCUGGGCUCCCAACCACACAAUUGCGUCCUUUGAAGCACUAAUCGAACCGUGGUUCUCCCAUCUACGAGCCCUCGGCAUCUUCUUCGAGCCCAAAACCAUGCUAUUCGACUCCUUCUAUCCCGCCUACCACUCCUCGUGGGGAAAUGAGACCGUAGGACAAGCCUCUCGUUUACCAGGAAACCGCAUCUUCCCUCGGGGGAACUGGGCGGAUCCUGCAAAAUUCGAGCGCAUGUUCGCGGCCAUCAAGAAUACCAGCAUGACUGGCAAAGUGGUGGGUGGAUAUCACCAGGAACCGGGCAACAGAUUGCAUGUGGAUAAUGCCGUCUCUUCCGCCUUCAGACACACGGUUUCGUUUCUGAUAAGCGGCGUCACGGUUGAAGGUGGAGAGGACGCCACGCAAGAUCAGAUGCAGAAAACUGCGGACGAGCUGAUCAAUGACGUGCUUGGGCCAUGGCGUGAAGUCGCCCCGGAAAGCGACUUUGGUGGUUCUUAUCUGAAUGAAGCCAAUGUGGCCGAGCCGCAUUGGCAGGAGAGUUUCUAUGGGGUGCAGUAUCCGAGGCUAUUGGAGUUGAAGCGGAAGUGGGAUCCUAAGGGCGUGUUUUAUGCGACUACAGCUGUGGGGAGUGACGAAUGGGAGGUGAGGGAUGGAGAGUGGGGGACGCAGACGCAGAAUGGGAGGUUAUGCCGUGUGUAGGUGUUCGCUGGAUAGUAAGAUCUUGAGGGGCAUAGUCAUGAGGGUUUUUCAUAUUCUACAUUGGUGGC
Molecule: messenger RNA, 2130 nt
Organism: Westerdykella ornata
Lineage: Eukaryota; Fungi; Ascomycota; Dothideomycetes; Pleosporales; Sporormiaceae
Product: FAD/FMN-containing isoamyl alcohol oxidase-like protein MreA
Exons: 2
Coding region: 137-2062 (641 amino acids)
Molecular function (GO): FAD binding; oxidoreductase activity
Source: RefSeq, a predicted model, not a curated record